UGUUAGUUCAAAAGGGGGAUUUCGAGUCGGUGGUUGUGCGAAUCGUGCUCAGCGCUAGUUAAUAUUUAACCUUACUGUGUCAACUGUUGCCGCAAGUCCGAAGGCCAGAUCGAGUUUGCAUCUAAGUUCUCAAAUAAACAUUGACUUAUAGCCAGAAUUUCGUGGACUGCGGAGUAUAGCUUUUGUGUCACAUGUACUGCAACAAGGCUGCUUGUAUCAGUAUCACAAAACACUGCAUGCUCUGAUGAAAAUGUUCACACGAAGGGUACGUAAAGUAAGUCUCCUUCUUGUCGGGGCACUCGAGUGUUUGUGUUUUGGAGGAUGGAUUUUUGGCUGGGCCUCCUUGGUUUUUGUGUUUAAACAGGAAAAGUACUUUGCAGAUAAAUGUCAGUCAUUGGGCAGCACAGGAGAGCCUCCCGUCGCGACCGUGACAGCCUCAUCAAGUUCUACAGUUACCCACGCCAACUACACUGAAGGGCCCUGCGCCGAACAAGACGCCGAGCUGCAGCUAGUAUUCACCGUAGCUAACUUCUCUGUGUCCGGGGCCGCACUGCCUCUGGGGCUGCUGUACGACAAAAUGGGAACUCUUUUCAUGAGGAUAACUAUAAGCAUUCUGAUGUUGACUGGUAGUCUGAUGUUUGCGCUGAGCUUCAUUAGUCCUAUACUGGUAUUCCCCGCGGCAAUCUGUGUAGCGGCUGGUGGUGUUCAGCUCCUCGUUGUUAACCUGCAGAUAUCCAAUCUCUUUGGACGAAAUAAAUGGAUAGUUAUGACUUUAUUUUGUGGAUGCUUUGACUCCUCAGCAUGGGUGUUUCUGGUUGUUAAGGUUCUUUACGAAAACCUCAACAUUCGUGUUCAAACGUCAUUUUUUAUCCUGACGGGUACGACGCUUUUCUUCACACUGAACACGCUCUUGCUACCGAAGAAGGCGAGUAUCCCCUGGCCGCUGCCACCAGAUUACUUUGACAAUCAUGUAUCCGGCAAAACUUUGAAUAUUCAUGUCGAUGAACCGCUACACGUGUACACCAAUACCACUACGGAUAAUGAGGGCGAGUACUACCCUAAAAGUGAGGACACGGAACGGGCGGAAAAAACGGGCCAGAUACAAGUCGAGAAACAUGAAAACAAUGACCUAGAACACUGCAGUGGCGAAUGUGACGAUGGAUCCCCGACAAGAGUCGAGGUUGAAACACACGACAACUCAAGCAUCACAUUACCCAGCAACACACAGAUCAAUUCCGUCUCCACAGACUUUCCGUCGUUGAGGUCGUGCAUCCUGUCGCCACUCUUCGCCUUUUUCUACUUCUGGUUUUCCAUUCUUCAACUAGACGUUUUGUUUUUUGUCAGUACGCUCAACCCGGUGCUGAAUAAACUUGCUAAUAAUAAUGAACAAAUCGUGAGUGCAUACACCAACGCGCUUGCCUUCAUCCAGCUAGGAGGCAUCCUAUGCGCACCAUUCAGUGGGUUGAUACUCAGCAGAAACAAGCGGAGAAAUCGGUGCAAGAACAGACAGAUGGAGGAAGAGAGACUCCGAGAGCGUGGUCCCUAUAGUGAUCUGAGAGACGCCGCCAUUGCCUAUGCAACCUGCACGUCCAUUUGUCUUGUCUUUUGCAUCUGUGGCGUUUUGCCAGUACUCGAAAUCCAGUACGCCACCUUCGUCCUGUCCGUCAUCAGCAGGUCGUUUGUAUACAGCUUGACAGCUUCCGGAACUUCACUUUUUUUCCCCAUGAAGUAUUUCGGCACAUUAUAUGGCUUGUUGAUCUUGUUAUCAGCAGUUUUCAGCCUCCUGCAGUACCCACUCUUCAUUAUCACACAGAGGCUUCUGAAUGACGAUGACUUCUGGGUUAAGAUCGGGUUGCUGGCUGCCAGUCUUCUGACCUACUCUCUUUCUAUCUACCUAUUCUUCUAUGCAAGAAAGAAAGAGAAAUUACGGAAACGUGGAGAACAAACUACUUUCUAAAACCUAACCGGGCAGAAUAUUCUACAUGAAAAAAUGUAUUUAGUUUCGGUUCUUUUGGAAGUAAUACAUGACACUUCUUGCACGCCAACGCAGUGGGCACGCGGAUUGCUGUGGCUUCGUGUAAAAAUCUUGAUCAUAACUUUUGCUUGUACAAGCAAACACACGUAGGUUCUGAAUACAAAAAAUAUGUCUGACUAGCACCGCAGUUUUUGGGACAAAUUGUUGUUAAAGUACUUUUUAAGGUCUUAGCGUAGGCAUAUUUUACAGAAGUCACUGGGUAGGUGCUGCAGCCCUACCAUGGGCGUUGUGAAACUUACUCCUGACACAACCCAAAUUUCAACGUCGUUUAUUAAAUGAUGUUUUUAUGAAGCACGUUUCUGGCCACAUUGCUGGUAUUCGUUUGUUCAAAAAUGAUAAAGUGCAGGUAAACCAAGUCUUAAAUGUUUUCAAGGUGGGUCCUACAUAGGCUUUAUUGCCUUUGAAAGUUGGUAACAUUGUUGGGAUCGAUAACCAGCCUACGUAGGUAAUUGUCACUCAGGCAGUUGGGGACGAGCGAAGUUGUUUUGUUUUAAUGGCGCUUUCAGCAUCUCUGGCUAUUUGCACCAAUAACUGUACGUUUAUUCAUA
Molecule: messenger RNA, 2583 nt
Organism: Acanthaster planci (crown-of-thorns starfish)
Lineage: Eukaryota; Metazoa; Echinodermata; Asteroidea; Valvatida; Acanthasteridae
Product: equilibrative nucleobase transporter 1-like
Source: RefSeq, a predicted model, not a curated record